Messenger RNA from Ixodes scapularis (black-legged tick), 504 nucleotides. Its product is annotated as putative sodium-dependent multivitamin transporter. The record is from RefSeq and is a predicted model, not a curated record. Gene Ontology annotation, cellular component: membrane. The transcript has 4 exons. Gene Ontology annotation, biological process: sodium ion transport; transmembrane transport. Bases 1 to 504 code for a protein of 167 amino acids. Gene Ontology annotation, molecular function: symporter activity. NCBI's taxonomy places the organism in Eukaryota, Metazoa, Arthropoda, Arachnida, Ixodida, Ixodidae.
AUGUCGCUCAACAUCGAGUACGCCGUUUUCGGAGUCCUGAUGGCAGUCAAUGUUGCGAUGGGCCUCUACUUCACCUGUAGGAAAGCCCGCGCCCGAACCACCGAAGAAAUGUUCCUGGCCAGUCGCACGCUCAUGGUGCUUCCUCUGGCCGUCUCCGUGGUGGCGACUGUUACGUCACCGACGGGUAUCGUCGCUUUCGCCGGACACUACUAUGCCUACGGACUUCACCUGAACUGGGUCAACCUCGGGUUGGUCGCCGUCCUUCCAAUCACGACGCACCUGAUCAUCCCCGUACUGUACAAGUUGAGGGUCACGUCCAUCUUCGAGUAUCUCCGGAUGCGGUACGGUGCGAAAACUGGGCUCACUGCUUGCGGCAUUUGCUUCAUCUUGAUGCAAAGCGGUGGGGCUGUGGCAAUCUUCGCUGCCUCGAUAACUUUAACAACAACUCACCUUGGUCUUUUGGUCGACAUGGCUCACCAUAAGCUUUUAGACGCUAGCACUUAG